CCAUCAUCCAUCCAUCCUCCCAGGGCACCAGCCAAUGGACCCCUGUGAAGCCCCUUCAAUACCCUGCAUCGAGGCAACGGCGCUAACUCUUCUGAGCAUGGCCACCCAACGCACGGAAAGGCUCUCCCGCCAAGGUCCUUGGCACCUGAAAACCCGCACCCUCCCGUCUGCAUUUCUUGGCUCGGGAGCGCCCUCUCUCUCUGUUCUCUUUGCACCGUGCAAUCCCAUCCACCUCAUCCCAGGCGAUCCCAUCCCAAGAUCUCCUCCAGUCCCCCAAUCUCACUCCCCAGUUGCGCCGCUACCUUACCCUCGGCGGAUGCCUUAUUCAUCGCCUCGGGGGGUCUGAGACGCCCCCUUCGCCAUGUUCGACAAUGUCCAUGUCUGUCGAUGAGAUCCGCAAUGUUGUCCUUUUGUUCAGCAACCCAUCAUGGGGCGGUGUCGGCACCGUGUCGUCCACCGUCAUUCGGAACGUCACGGCCCUGUCUGGCCAUAUGGCAUACUCUUCACGAUAUACAGGCAACACCACGGUGCUCUCCAGCAGGUUCGCCGGCACCUCAAAUGGCAUCAUCCAAGGUCUCCUUUAUGUCCCGGAUCUCCCCUACGGCCAUGAAUGCGUAGAAGAAACAGCACUGCACAUUCCUCCAUCAGUCGUGCGACAAUCCAGCCUUCCUCCCACAAACUACUAUCUUAUUGCCAUUGCGCCGUGGAUCAAUGCUCGAUGCUCACGGGCCUAUUUGGCCUCUGCCCGCACAGCACCGGUUCGAGGGUUUCUGUUCUAUCUCCCUGGCAACUCAACCGAGGCCCCGCCCUCUGCUGAGUCUGAAAUGUGGAACAUUGCGGAGGAAUUUGAAUGGAGGACUCAGAGUGGCUACCCUGUAUAUGCUGUCUCGAGUAUGGCCGGCCAAGUCAUGAUGCAACACCUCAGUCUCUACUCUGGCAACCUGACUGAAGUGCCGUUUGGAUAUAACAUUGCUACACGCUUCCAGGCCGAAGAAGAGGACUAUGCUCGCAUAUGGACCGAGCUUGUUAUCAGCACGCCUCCCAGUUCCUUCGCUACCUGGCUGUACUUCCUCAUUGUCGUCGGCGUGCUUCUCGCCGUCAUUGUUUCGGCGUCGCUCCUGAUGCACCUUGUUCAGGCCCGUCGGCGUUACUCCCUGCGACAGAGAGUCAUUGCGGGCGAAGUCAACCUGGAAGUCACGGGCAUCAAAAGACUCACAGUGCCGCUGGAGCACAUUCAAAGCUUCCCCCUUUUCACCUACCACUAUGAGCCACCAGAUGCCAGCCCGCCACCUACGUCUCCACGGUCGGCCAAGUCCCCACGAUCGCGGAACAGGCGGGACAGUCAUGGUCACUCAGAACGAAGGGGUUCCCGAACAACUCGUUCUGUAACCAUUUCGGAAAAGAGUCCGAGUGGGCCGUUCGCAACGGUCACAACAAAUUAUCAACCCUACUGUGAGAUUUGCCUGGAGCCAUACCAAAAUCGAGUCACGAUCAUCAGAGAACUACCAUGCGGCCACAUAUUUCACCCGGGGUGCAUCGAUGAGUUUCUUAACGAGAACAGCUCACUUUGCCCCUUGUGCAAAGCUAACAUGCUACCUCCCGGCUUCUGCCCCAAGAUCACCAACCACAUGGUGAAACGAGAGCGGGCAAUUCGAAAGAUACGGGGGCAAGUUGACGAUCACGAUGCCGACAACUCCGACGGCGGCAGGUCAGGAGGCUGGACGGCAACCUUUCGAAACAAGAUCUUUCAUGGGGGAAGUCCUACAUCGUCGACUUCGACAGAACUUCAGGUGCGGAGUAAACAUGUUGAAGGCCAACCCACAAUAUCAAUAUCACAGCCCAACCGACCUCCACCACAACCGUCAUCGCAACCGUCAGAUGAGACAGCUCAAUCAUCGGUGGGACCGUUACAGCAAACACCACCGCAGCCGAUACCGCCGCCAGCAUUACCCAAACCAACUGCGUUGGCGCGUGAGAGAAUGAGAGAGCUAGCCGGCAGCGAGCUUGAUGAUGGCGAGGCUGGCUCGUCAAGGUGGCGACGAAUGCGCACCAAGAUAUUUCCGGGUUUUGACUAGGUAAUUGCUCUCGUGUUUUCAUGAUUGUUUCGGGUGUCUUGAUCUUGUUUGGAGGCGAACUUUUAGCGAUGGAUGAUACCCCGUCAUUUGUGUUUUCUUUUCUGUUUGAAUCACAUUGGUUGUUAUUUAGUUAUUCAGCAUAGAAGAUGAUUGGCGUUUUUGGGAGGUAGCGUCGUGUUUUGUUAGAUAGUAUCAAAAAGGGGUCACGGGACUAGUUCACAAGCCAGAAACGAUUUAAUUGCUACAUUUUUGUGGAACCAACCAUCUUGCACAACAGAA
Molecule: messenger RNA, 2354 nt
Organism: Podospora bellae-mahoneyi
Lineage: Eukaryota; Fungi; Ascomycota; Sordariomycetes; Sordariales; Podosporaceae
Exons: 5
Coding region: 372-2075 (567 amino acids)
Biological process (GO): ubiquitin-dependent protein catabolic process
Molecular function (GO): ubiquitin protein ligase activity
Source: RefSeq, a predicted model, not a curated record